Messenger RNA from Rhea pennata, 3171 nucleotides. RefSeq names its product threonine synthase like 1 (gene THNSL1). Gene Ontology annotation, biological process: amino acid metabolic process. The record is from RefSeq and is a predicted model, not a curated record. NCBI's taxonomy places the organism in Eukaryota, Metazoa, Chordata, Aves, Rheiformes, Rheidae. Gene Ontology annotation, molecular function: pyridoxal phosphate binding. Gene Ontology annotation, cellular component: cytoplasm. The coding region runs from base 250 to 2472 and encodes 740 amino acids. The transcript has 4 exons.
GGCGCGCAGGUGGCUGCGCAUGCGCGGGUGGCGCAGGUGAGGCUGCGGCGCGUGGGGCUCGGCCGUUACCUGGCUGCGGCAGGUGGCCCCGCCCCGCUGACCUAAUGAUGCCCAGAAGUGAGGCUGACACCUUCCUGGCAGUGAACAAGACUGAGAAGAGGACUGGAUGCAAUUCUGCCAGCCUUGCUGUUGUGCAACAGUCUCAGUUGGGUGGAUUUUCAAGUUGACUUGAAAAAACAGCAGAGGAAGAUGUUUCACAUUGUUCGGUAUCAGCCUUUAAGACUAAUAACCCAAAACACUCUUUCUAGCAUGUGUUUAAAACUGAUGUUUUCAAGACCUCUAGCUUUCGCACCGAUAUGGAAGUUGUGGUUCUCAAGCCAUUCUCUCAUUGGAAACAAGAAUAUUAUCCUAAUGGGACCUCCAGGUGCUGGGAAGACAACAGUAGGGAGAAUAGUAGGUCAGAAACUAGAUUGCCCUAUCAUAGAUGUAGAUGAUGAUGUCCUUGAAACAACUUGGAAUAUGAGUGUGUCAGAAAAGCUGCAGGAUGUUGGUAAUGAGCAAUUUUUAGAGGAGGAAGGAAAAGCCCUGUUGAAGAUUGCAGCAUCUGGAAGUGUAAUUUCCCUUACUGGGUCCAAUCCAAUGCAUACUGCUGGCAUGCAGCAUGUGAAGAAAAAUGGAAUAGUUGUAUAUCUGGAUGUACCCACAGCAGUCAUUAUGCGCAGGCUGAAAUUAAUGAAAGUGGAUCGCAUUGUGGGCCAGGGCUCUGGUAUGUCUCUCAAGGACAUACUUCAGUUUAGGAAGCAGUUUUACAAAAGGUGGCAUGAUAUCCGUGUUCUUUGUGGAGGAGAGCUUACACCAGAGGCUAUAGCAGAAAAGGUACUUGAUGCAGUUAAGAGAUAUCAAAACUCAGAACUGGAAACUUUUAUUUCAACUAGGUCUAGUAGGUCUGGAAAUUGUAAGCAAAAAGACUCUUCUAAAUAUUUCAGUGACGUUGUCACUGAGGGUUUAGCCCCUGAUGGGGGACUCUUUAUUCCUGAGAGCGGACUUCCAAAAUUAACUGCUGGAGAAUGGCAAAGCCUGAUAGAAGCAACUUAUGUUGAAAGAGCCCAGGUAAUACUGGAAAAGUGCAUACAUCCUGCUGAUAUACCUGCUUCUACACUGGGAGAAAUUAUUGAGACUGCUUAUGGAGAAAACUUUACCUGUUCUAAAAUUGCCCCAGUUCGGCAUCUGACAGGCAAUCAGUUUCUCCUUGAAUUAUUUCAUGGACCAACAGCUUCAUUUAAGGAUUUUGCAUUACAGAUGAUGCCACAUGUAUUUGCGUACUGUGUUCCCAGAAGCUGCAAUUACUUGGUUCUGGUAGCUACUUCUGGAGACACAGGAAGUGCUGUCUUAGAUGGCUUCAGUCGUCUCCAUGAUGCUGACAAACAGAGAAUUGCUGUGAUGAAUUUUUUCCCUGAGGAUGGAGUAAGCCAAAUUCAAAAAUCACAGAUGAUUGGCUGUCAGAAAAAAAAUGCCUGGUCAGUAGGUGUCAAAUCUGAUUUUGACUUUUGCCAGACAGCAAUAAAACAAAUCUUUACUAAUUCUGAUUAUACUGGCUUUCUUACUGUAGAAUAUGGAACAGCUUUAGCUGCAGCAAACUCAAUAAACUGGGCACGGCUGCUUCCUCAGAUAGUUUAUCAUGCCUCUGCAUACCUUGAUCUUGUUCAUCAAGAUAUUAUUGCUUUUGGAAGCCCUGUAGAUGUUUGCAUUCCUACAGGAAACUUUGGCAACAUAUUAGCUUCAUUAUAUGCUAAAAUGAUGGGAAUUCCUAUUAGAAAGUGCAUUUGUGCUUCCAAUGAAAACAAUGUUUUGACUGAAUUCAUAAGAACAGGUAUUUAUGACUUGAGGGGAAGAAAAUUAAUUCCCACUUCAUCACCAGCAGUAGACAUUUUGAAGUCCUCCAAUCUUGAACGAUAUUUGCACCUGAUUGCUAAUGGUGAUGGACAACUCAUGACACAAUUAUAUAAUCAGCUGGAAAAUCAGGGCCACUUCCAGCUGCAGAAAGAUUUACUUGAAAAGCUUCAGCAGGACUUGGUGGCUGGGUGGUGCUCUGAGGAGGACUGUCUAGCUGCCAUCCACUCUGUAUACAGUACUACGGGGUACAUUUUGGAUACACACACAGCUGUUGCUAAAGUAGUUGCAGACCGAUUACAAGACAGAACUUGCCCAAUUAUUAUUUCAUCUACAGCUCAUUAUUCUAAGUUCGCACCUGCUAUCUUGAGGGCUUUGAGGAUUGCAGAAAUAAAACAGAAUCCAUUAAGUCAGCUUCACUUGCUGAGUUCUUACAGCCCUCUGCCUCCAGUCCACUGGGGCCUAUUAGAGACCCUGAAAAAGAAUGAGAAUGAGGAUCAUCAGAUCUGUGCUGCUGAUACAAGUAUGCUGAUGUCUCACAUAGAAGCCUUAAUUCAGAAUCAUUUUAUGAAAGUUUUCUGAGUAAAUUGUCUAAACUAUCAGACAUCUACUGUGCCAAUUGCAAUACUUUCAUGGCAAAAUGCAUGUUUAAUAAACUCCAUCCAUUUCACAGCAUAAAUUUGAGAAAGUUGUAUUCAAUUGCCAAAUUUUCAACAAUAUAUUUGAAGUAAUGCAUGUGAGAAUUCUAGUAGCAGUAAAAGAUUCUGAGUAAAGAGGAUCAAAAGCCUGGAAUAUGCAGGUCGUGCGUGGUACAGACAGCAGCAGUGCAGGCUUUCCUUGGCAAUGCUGCUUCCUUCAGGAGCCUGAAGCGUUCUCCGCGGAAGGAGAAGGUAAUGCAGUCUGACCUUUCUGAGACCGAUAGCUCUGGCUUUGUGAAAACGAUACCAUCACUUGGUCAGUGCGUGGUUAGUUAAACUGUAACUCACUUCAUUUGGGGUAUUGAAACAUUAUCAGAUACUAUAAUCGUGUUUGUUUGUUCCCAGUGAGGGUUGAUUUCACUACAGAGAUUCAAGUAUAAAUGUGUUGUUAAACCCUUGAAACAUCCAAUUUGAUACAGUCAUGUAUAUUGUUUUUAUGUACUGUGAGGCCAAUGUUUAUAUAAAGUUUAGUUCUUUUGCUGUUUUUUCAGGCAGUUUUUCCUCUAGAUAUUUUCCUCUGUAAAACAGAACCCUUUGUUCAAUAUUUUUAGUAACUUUUGAAACAGUUCUUUAGUAUGUUCUA